AAAGGCGUCGCGCGGGUUCCGCCUCGGCUCGUCAUUCAGCCGGCCCGGGCCUGCCUCUGCCCCGCGCACGCCGCUCCCCCUCCCCUCCCCUCGCGCCCGUCGGUUCGUCAGUUGGACGCUUUCUGUGUGGGGGCGCGCGCACGCGCAAGGGCGCCGGCUCAGGCCUUGCCCUCCCUGGCGCCUCGAGCGGGACGGUCCCGGCUCUCCCUCCCCGCUUGAGGCUCCUCCGCGCUUCCCUUCCUCCGGGUCGGCGAGAGCGGGCCGGGGCCCGGCUGCCCAGCGGAGGGGGCCAUGGCGGCGAGCGCCAAGCGGAAGCAGGAGGAGAAGCACCUGAAGUUGCUGAGGGAGAUGAGCAGCCUCCUGCCCAACCGCAAGUGCUUCGACUGCGACCAGCGCGGCCCCACCUACACCGACAUGACGGUGGGCAGCUUCGUGUGUACCUCCUGCUCCGGCAUCCUGCGAGGUUUAAAUCCACCUCACAGGGUAAAGUCCAUUUCCAUGACUACUUUCACACAACAUGAAAUAGAAUAUCUGCAGAAGCAUGGGAAUGAAGUGUGUAAACAGAUUUGGCUAGGAUUAUUUGAUGAUAGAUCAUCAGCAAUUCCAGACUUCAGGGAUCCACAAAAGGUCAAGGAAUUUCUGCAAGAAAAAUAUGAAAAGAAAAGAUGGUAUGUUCCACCAGAACAAGCAAAAGUUGUGGCAUCAGUUCAUGCAUCUAUAUCUGGCUCUUCCGCUAGCAGUACAAGCAGUACACCUGAAGUCAAGCCACUUAAAACUCUUCUGGGAGAAUCUGCACCAGCAUUGCACAUAAAUAAGGGCACGCCUACUCAAUCUCCUGUUGUAGCUCGUUCUCAAGAAAAGUUACAAGAAAAGAAGCAGUUUGAUCUUCUCAGUGACCUUGGUUCAGAUAUAUUUGCUGCUCCUGCUCCUCAGUCAACAGCUACAGCAAAUUUUGCUAAUUUUGCACACUUCAACAGUCAUACAGCACAGAACUCUGCAAAUGCAGGGUUUGCAAACUUUGAUGCAUUUGGACAGUCUAGUGGUUCGAGUAAUUUUGGUGGUUUCCCCACAGCAAGUCAAUCUGCUUUUCAACACCAAAAUACAGCGUUCAGAACGCUUUCAUCUAGCUGCAGUUUUGGUGAAUUUACUACUUCCACUUUCCCUCUCCAGGCUAUUCACAGUGGCAGUGCUGGAUCAGUGAAUGCUAAUUUUGCACACUUUGAUAACUUCCCCAAAUCCUCCAGUGCUGAUUUUGGAGCCUUCAGUACUUCUCAGAGCAACACAACUGCAUCCAGUAAAGCUCUAGUGAAUAAACCGAAUCUCCACUCAGCAGAUAAAUAUGCAGCUCUUGCUAAUUUAGAUAAUAUCUUCAGUACAGGGCAAGGUGGUAGCGAGCAAGGAGGUGGUUUCGGUGCUGUCAGUACAGCAUCAGCAGGUCCUGCUGUGUCAGCCCCAAGUCAGCCAAGUGCAUCUUCAGACAAGUAUGCAGCUCUAGCAGAAUUAGACAGUGUGUUCAGCUCCACAGCAACCUCUAGUAAUGCAUAUACUUCCACCAGUAAUGUUAGCAGUAAUGCUUUUGGAACAGUACCAGGAGGUAAUACACAGACACAGCCGGCAUCGUCAAGUGUACCUGCCCCAUUUGGAGCAACACCUUCUACAAAUCCAUUUGUAGCUGCCCCUGUAGCCUCUGUAGCACCUUCAACGAACCCAUUCCAAACCAGUAACAGAACAGCAACAGCAGCAACAUUUGGCACAGCAUCCAUGAGCAUGCCUGCAGGCUUUGGAACACCUGCUUCAUUCAGUCUUCCAACUAGCUUUAGUGGUAACUUCCAACAACCUGCAUUCCCAGCCCAGGCAGCCUUUCCUCAGGCUGCUUUCGCCCAGCAACCUAAUGGUGCAGGCUUCGCUGCAUUCGGACAAGCAAAACCAGUAGUAACACCAUUUGGGCAAGUCACAGCUGUUGGGGUAUCUAGUAAUCCUUUUAUGGCAGGUGCACCAGCAGGACAGUUUCCAACAGGAAGCUCAUCAACCAAUCCUUUCUUAUAGCCUUAUAGACACUUUACCUAAAAGAACUCUUAUGUGAACACAUAACAUCUCUGCGCCUCUUGCACUGUUGUCUUGUUUCACUGAUUUAGCUUUAAACACAAGAGAAGUCUUUAAAAGUAAAAAGCCUGCAUUGUGUGUUACAACCAAGAAACCACCAGGUAAUGUGCAAAACAGAGGGCUGUGAUAACAUCCGUUACCUGUGCGUUGGCAGGAGAAUGUUAAUGGUAUCAUGUAUAUUAAAAUUGGCUAAUAAGUUAUUGCAGAUACCACGUUCAUUAUGCUGCAGUACUGUACAUAUUUUUUCUUAGGAAUUAGUUAUUUGUGCAUAUCAGUAUUUGUAACUUUUAACACAUUGUUAUGUGAAAAAUGUUACUGGGGGAAAGAUCAGCCACUUUAAGGUGCUGUGGUAUCUCUUGGAAUGAAUGACUGUCAUCAUUUUAACCAUUGCCGUUGGGAGUUACGAGUUCAAAAUUGAAGGUUUUAUGCAUUUCUCAAGUGUUUUUCCUUUCCUAAAGAGCUCUUCUAUUUAUACAUACCUAAAUUCUCUAUAAAUGUAGAGGAAUCCCUGUCUGCAUAAUAAAUCUGAUCAUGUUUUGCUACAGUUUGCAGGUGGAAAAAUAUAAAUCUUAGAAAAGUAUGUUUGUCUUUGACCAUUUGCAUUAGCCUAUUCUGUUAAAUCCUCAGGCACAUUCCUAGAACAAAGGUUAUAUUUUCAUUUGCUCAAAUGACUACUUAACACUAAAUCUUAUAAACUAGGUACUAGGAACUACUCCUACUGCUCAGUUAGUUUUCAAAAUAUUGCUGAAGAUUGAAACUGAUAGUCUAAACUUAAACACUAUUGGAUUAGCACGUGUAGUAUAGCCAGUUAGGCAUUUAGUUUCUAAAACACAGUUAAGUUGAGGUCUGGGAUCUGAAUUUGCCAGCACAUUUCACGUGGAUGCAAAAUAGAUAGAGCCAGAGUGAAAAAAGGCCUGAACAGCUUGCAACUGUAUCCUCUAUUCAGUGAUAAGUAAAAUGUUAAAAUCAGGAGUUUUCCAUCUCUCUGCACUACAAGCACUGCUCUAUAUGUGACAUUUUAAAAAAUUAUUCUUGAAGAAUCCACCUCUGGUUUAAAAUUGUCUUAUUUCUUGGUCCCUUUCUUGUAAAAUUAUUUUGAAAUAUAAAUGUAGAGAUCUGAAGUGAUGAGGGCAAAUGCUGUAUCCUACUGCUUUACAGGGAUGAUAUUGAAAGUUUGUGGCUACUUGAAUCAUACAGGAAAACGAGAGGAAUUAUUUGUUCAAUGUGAAAUAUUUGGCAGGAUGCUUCAUUAAAGGACAGAGGCUUUGCUGAACAUGUGUCUACUAGCUGAAUGGAUAUUUUAUAUUCAACAACCAACACAAAUAAAAGCAAUUUGUUUUCUAUUUGAAGUAACUUUUGUUGAUAUACAGUAGUAGUGUAGUGGUUAGGAUGUCUGACUAGGAUCUGGGGGAGAGAGGUUCCAGUCUCCACUCUGCCAUGGAAGCCUGCUUAGAUAACCUUGGGCCAGUCAUACACUGCCAUCCUAAUCUACUUCACAAGGGUUUUGUGAGAAUAAAGUGGGGGAGAGAAUGUGAGCUUCUUUGGGCCCCCAUGGAGACAGACAAGGUAUAAAUGGACGUAAAUAAAUAAUUGGGGCUUCCUGUCUGAUCACACACUCCUCAGGGGGGCAGGACGCUAACUGAUGACAUGGUUUAUUUAAUAUGCACUUCUUCCAGAACAAGCAGAAACAUUUUUCAAUGAUUAGCUAAACAGUGACAAUGUAUAAUUUUGGGCCUGCCUAAAGGAAUUACAGUGUACAGUACCCUGUUUUCUUGAGUUGCCUUAACACUGAACCCUUUUCUGAAGAUGAGAUUGUAUUAAGGAAAAAUCUACCUGAUUUUUAAAACUUAGGCCAAGCUUCCUUCAUGCUGUUUCCAGUAAGCUUUUUAUGAGCUUCAAAAAGUGUAUUGUAGUUAUAUUACCUGCUCUGAAAUCUGAUGUACGAAUUCAGGAAAUUGAGAGUUAAAACUAGCACAUGCCCAAAUCAACAGGCUUUUGUUUGUUAAAAAGGGCCACUGCGAUAUAAUCAUCUAAGAAAUCUGAAAGAUCCGGAUGCAAAGCCCCCCCCCCUCUGCACACAGCCUGUUACUAUCUCAGCCUAAUCUGCCUCAUAAGGUUGAUAGAGUAAGGGGGGGUAGCUUUGAGCUCCUUGAAGGAAGGGUGGUAUUUAAAAAAUGAAUAGAUGACCCCCACAUUUAAACUCACAGAAUUGCAACCAAGUACUCCAGUGCUGGGAAGCUUUCAUGUGUUCCCCUGUACUGUUGCUAGUGCUGCGUAUGUGGUAUUGUCUAGCCCUUCAGUGUUCAGAUCGAUAAUGAAAAAGCAAAUGAGGAGCUAACCUUUACUGGGUCAACUAAUGUUCAAAAUGCUAGAUGCCCAAGCUCACAUUACACAUCCCAGGUUCAAAUAUUCAUAACAUAAACUUUUGAAAUGAUGAUACAGAUGGUUGGUGAUGGCAUGGUAAAAAUACAUGCUUUUAAGCAAAGUGCACAAACAAGGGGUGAUUUGAUACCAUACCACAGACUUAUCAUCUGCUAGAUCUAUUCAGUCUUAGUCCGAGAAAAUGGUUGGGGUGAUGUAGUAGUCAGGCUUCAGUAAUGGCACCAAAGGAUUCUGCACUAGCACAAUUGGCUUCACUGAGAUGACUUCUUCCCUGCUUACGUUCUGAUAUAUAUGAGCAAAAAUAGCUGGGAAAUGGCUGUAGACACCUUUUUGAUACAGGAAUAGUAUUAUGAACUGUCCAUCUCAGGUAGCAUAGUUUGGGAAAUACAUCUGCUUUAAACCUUGGAACCCCCUACCAGACAGACUAAACAAUAGUGGGAUAAACCAAGUUGGACUCAGUGUUAAUGCAAUUUAAAUAUUUAGUAAAGCAGUUUCAUAUAUUUGUAGCCUGUAUCUGACCAUUUGUGUUUUAGAAUGCAAUAAUGAAAUGGAUCUUUGCUUAAUACUCUGCUUAAAGAGCAUUGUGCUAAUCCUUCCCAACUUGUCCUUCAGUCUGGGACAUGGAAUACCUGACUCAGUCACAAAACUCACCUGCUAACCUGGGGCCUAUUACUUUCAGUCUAAUGUACCUAACAGGCCCUGAAAGAUAAUGGGAAGAAUGGAAUAAAAGACAAAUGAUUCCAGCACCAAACAUCAGUCAGUUUGAAAAUAAGUUAUUUAAUUUGUGCCUUUUUCACUUUAUUUGCAAGCCUCAGAUUUUUAGUGAGCAUGAAUUUUGUUCCUGUCCCCCACGGUAAAUAAAUUUGUUUUUAAUUGAUUACUUGAAUCACUGCGCACCUUAUAUAGCAUUUGAUGUUUAUUUGACAUGUAUAUAAGCAUAAAAAUAUUGUAUCGUUAUGUUGAAUUUAAGCCUCUCUAGAGUUUCCUGCUUAUAGCAAUAUGAAUGUACUUUACAUAUCUUUUUGCCUAGCAUACUAAGUAGUUGCAUUGUUGUGUUCUGUGUUCUUUAUUCAAUAAUCGGUUAUAUUUUGAA
Molecule: messenger RNA, 5578 nt
Organism: Eublepharis macularius
Lineage: Eukaryota; Metazoa; Chordata; Lepidosauria; Squamata; Eublepharidae
Gene: AGFG1
Product: ArfGAP with FG repeats 1
Exons: 14
Coding region: 292-2046 (584 amino acids)
Cellular component (GO): cytoplasmic vesicle
Molecular function (GO): GTPase activator activity
Source: RefSeq, a predicted model, not a curated record